Amoebophrya sp. A25 is the source of this 773-nucleotide messenger RNA. NCBI's taxonomy places the organism in Eukaryota, Dinophyceae, Syndiniales, Amoebophryaceae. The record is from the annotation of a GenBank genome assembly.
AUGUGUGUGUCCUGCAAAAGUGACAUCUCACGCAGGUGGACAAGUGCUGUCUUCGCCGAAGAAACUACCUUUUUUUUGGCUGCUUGCUAUGCCGGAAAUUGCCUAGCUGUAAAUGCGAUACUGGCACACUCUGCCACCUUCGAUAGGCGAGACGAAAAUGAGGUUGUCGAUCAUGACCACACAGGCGCGAGGCUAUCCUAUAAUCAGCAGAGCCCUGAGCAAGACGAACACACCUCUCUGGCUAGCCGGCAGCCUUGCAUUUGGCAGAAGGAUCGUCUGGGGCGCACUCCACUAAUGCUUGCGUGUUGCACACCCGAAAUCUGGUCUGGUGUCUAUGGUCGUGGAUGCUGUCAUUCCAACCGUGUCCGUGAUGCAGUUGCUAACCAGUUGACUCAGAAGUUCUCUGACAAAGAGCUACAAAUCAAUGAUCGUGAUCAGGAUGGACAAACUGCCCUGCUCUACGCUGGCAGAAAUUCUUUAGACGACGCCUUUGAUAUUAUUUUGCGUGAUUGCAAGACUGUGGACGUCGAUGUACAAGAUCCACUUACAGGAAAUACUCCCCUUCUUUGGCUCCUGCAUCGAAAUCUCCCGGAGGGACGCCCGCGUUGGGACGCGGAAUCAAAUUCUGUGAAGGUGGAUCCGUGGCCCACGUUUUUGGACGAAAAGUAUGAUCCAGAGUCCGCACGCAAUGAGAAUUUCAGACGGCUUCUCCCACACAUAGUUAUGCGCUUGCGAACACGGAAUAUGGACAUGACAGUCAGGAAUCAUAAAGG